Messenger RNA from Chrysoperla carnea, 1155 nucleotides. Its product is annotated as ester hydrolase C11orf54 homolog. Gene Ontology annotation, molecular function: zinc ion binding; hydrolase activity, acting on ester bonds. The transcript is spliced from 7 exons. The record is from RefSeq and is a predicted model, not a curated record. Gene Ontology annotation, cellular component: nucleus. Lineage: Eukaryota; Metazoa; Arthropoda; Insecta; Neuroptera; Chrysopidae. Bases 72 to 1028 code for a protein of 318 amino acids.
UGUUUUAAGUUGUUUAAUGAAAUAACCAGUAUUAAGGUACCUUCUCGAAUUUGUUAAUAAAUAAUUUCAAAAUGGUACUCGAUAUAAAAAAUUUAAAAUUGGAACAAAAAACUUUAUAUCAACCACCAUUAAAUGAAAUUGCUGAAGUGCUUAAUAAUGGUUUGAAGAAAAACUUUUCUACUGUUCAAGUUGAAGUUGUUGAUUGUCCAGAUUUAACGCAACAGCCAUUUACUUUAGCUUGCAAAGGCCUUGGAGGAAAGACAAGUUUGUUAGAAAUUGGAGGGCCACCAUAUCUAUUGCCAUUAGUUAAUAGAAACAAAGUUUAUGAAUUGAAUCAAAUACCAGCUGCAUUAGGUUUAGAUCCAGCUUUUAUUAUUGGAGCAGGUGCUGGACCUUUUCCUCAUGCUGGAGUCAAUUGUGAGGGAAUGAUGAAUUUAUGCAUUUGUAAAAAUAAAACAUUAAAUCAAACAAGAAUAGCGAAAGUCAAUGCUGAGGAUCCAUCUAAACACAUUUUGGAAACACUCCCUGAAUCGGAAACUCGAUGUGCUCUACUCGCUAAUCUGUUUUGUUCAAACGGCCAACCUGGAAAAGUGUUGAAAGUUCAUUGUAAGAAACGAACAGGAAAUGAUGAUUUUAUUGCAGCUAUACGGACAACACUUAUGGAAUUUUAUAAAGAAAAAAUUGUGGGAUUGGGUGGAACAUUUUUAUUAAAAGAAGGGAAAGCUAAACAGCACGUAAUGCCUGAUUUCUCAAAAACGCCUAUUACAUCCGACCAGGGUGUUAAUGAUUGGCUAAAAUUUUAUAAUAUGUCUGCACCACUCAUUGCUGUCGGAACUUUAGUGACUGGUGAAACUGAACUCGAUCUACGUGUCCAACAUUUUCAUAGUUUUAGUCACCACGGAGAAGGUGGACAUUAUCACAUCGAUACAACUCCAGAGACAGUGGAAUAUUUAGGUUAUUUUAACCUUGGUGAAAUUGUAUAUCGUUUAGAUCGACCAGAAGGUGGUCAUAAAAUUGGCCGUGAUUAAUAUUAUGUUUUGUAUUUAAAGAUUUGAAUCGUAAUGACAUUCCCAUUUCUAUACAAAUUAUCGUCUCAUAAUUAUGAUGUUAAAUGUUUCAGAGUUUAUAAAUAAAUAAUAAGUAACUGUUACAUAA